UGUGGCAGGGACGGGAGCCGAGUGGGACUCUUGUGACUAGAGACUGGGGAGUGGGAGUCGCAGGGUUCGGGGAGAUGAUCCCUCCGCAGGAGGCGUCCGCCCGGAGGCGGGAGAUCGAGGACAAAUUGAAGCAGGAAGAGGAGACGCUGUCCUUUAUCAGAGACAGCCUGGAGAAGAGCGACCAGCUCACCAAGAACAUGGUAUCGAUCCUGUCAUCCUUCGAGAGCCGCCUCAUGAAGCUGGAGAACUCGAUCAUCCCUGUACACAAGCAGACGGAGAAUCUGCAGCGGCUGCAGGAGAAUGUAGAAAAGACCCUGUCUUGCCUAGACCACGUCAUCAGUUACUACCACGUGGCCAGUGAUACCGAGAGGAUCAUCAGGGAAGGCCCCACAGGCAGGCUGGAGGAGUACCUGGGAAGCAUGGCCAAGAUUCAGAAGGCUGUGGAGUAUUUCCAGGACAAUAGCCCAGACAGCCCAGAGCUCAACAAAGUGGUAAGGGGCCAGCAGAGUAAAGUGAGAAAGUUAGGACCUCAGACCCUGCCCUGGCGUCAUGAGGAGCACAGGACCAGGUUAAAGGAAUAUGUAGUAGAAUGGGGAAGAGAGACAGCAUGGGAGAAGGCAGAGGCAGGGACCCGGCUGCCACUCUCUGUUGCUCUCUCCUCAGAUUUCAUGAACGUCUACUACCAGAUUCGCUCCAGCCAGCUGGACCGCUCCAUCAAGGGCCUGAAGGAACACUUCCGGAAGAGUAGUUCUUCCUCUGGGGUUCCCUACUCCCCUGCUAUCCCCAACAAGAGGAAGGACACACCCACCAAGAAGCCGGCCAAGCGGCCAGGGACGAUCCGUAAGGCUCAGAACCUUCUGAAACAGUAUUCCCAGCAUGGUCUAGAUGGGAAAAAGGGGGGCUCUAACCUCAUUCCUCUGGAAGGUCACGAGCAUGAUUUCCGCGUUAAGCACCUGUCCGAGGCCCUGAACGACAAGCACGGGCCACUGGCCGGGAGAGACGACAUGCUGGACGUGGAGACCGACGCCUACAUCCACUGCGUCAGCGCCUUCGUCCGGCUGGCCCAGAGCGAGUAUCAGCUGCUGACUGACAUUAUCCCCGAGCACCACCAGAAGAAGACCUUCGACUCCCUGAUCCAGGACGCGCUGGACGGGCUGAUGCUCGAGGGGGAGAACAUCGUGUCCGCUGCCCGGAAGGCCAUCGUCCGGCACGACUACUCCGCAGUGCUCACCGUCUUCCCCAUCCUGCGGCACCUCAAGCAGACCAAGCCUGAGUUUGACCAGGUGCUCCAGGGCACGGCUGCCAGCACCAAGAACAAGCUGCCCGGCCUCAUCACCUCCAUGGAGACCACUGGUGCCAAAGCCCUGGAGGACUUUGCGGACAACAUCAAGAACGACCCGGACAAGGAGUACAACAUGCCCAAGGAUGGCACCGUGCAUGAGCUCACAAGCAACGCGAUUCUUUUCCUGCAGCAGCUUCUGGACUUCCAGGAGACAGCAGGCGCCAUGCUGGCCUCCCAAGAGACCAGUUCUUCAGCCACCAGCUACAGCUCUGAGUUCAGCAAGCGGCUGCUGAGUACCUACAUCUGUAAAGUCCUGGGCAACCUGCAGUUGAACUUGCUGAGCAAGUCCAAGGUAUAUGAGGACCCAGCUCUGAGCGCCAUCUUCCUGCACAACAAUUACAACUACAUCCUCAAGUCCCUGGAGAAGUCUGAGCUCAUCCAGCUGGUGGCCGUGACCCAGAAGACCGCAGAGCGGUCCUAUCGGGAGCACAUAGAGCAGCAGAUCCAGACCUACCAGCGAAGUUGGUUGAAGGUGACUGACUACAUCGCUGAGAAGAAUCUCCCUGUUUUUCAGCCCGGAGUCAAGCUCCGGGACAAGGAGCGGCAGGUGAUCAAGGAGCGUUUUAAGGGCUUCAACGACGGCCUUGAGGAACUGUGCAAGAUCCAGAAGGCCUGGGCGAUUCCAGACACAGAGCAGAGGGACAGGAUUCGCCAGGCUCAGAAAAACAUCGUCAAGGAGACCUACGGGGCCUUUCUGCACAGGUACAGCAGCGUGCCCUUCACCAAGAACCCCGAGAAGUAUAUCAAGUACCGCGUGGAGCAAGUGGGCGACAUGAUCGAUCGCCUUUUUGACACCUCCGCCUGAGCCCGCUGCCGUCCCCACCUGGUGCACCGCUAACCGUGUUACUGGACAGAUAAACCACUGUUACCUGUCUUGGCCGGGCGAGUGUGAAGUCCUUUGGAAGAGGGACCUUUCUUCACUGCCCCAGCUGGGAGCCCCACCCAUCGGCCCUCAAGUGCUGGUUUCCGCUGCUUCCCUGCAGCCCACGCUCCCACCACUCUCCCCAGAUGCUGGGCACCCUUGACACCUUGGGGUUUGGGACCCUGACUGCAGCCUGCGGAGCCACGUGAUGGCUUCUGAGACAGGAAAGGAGAGAGAGGGAAGACAGAGCCCUUGGGCCCACAGCUGCCACCUGUGUACCAAGAGUGGAGGGCGGAACAGCCCCACCCCCGUCCAGUCAGAGCUGGACGCCCCCUUCUGUCCGGAAACCUGGGCGGGGCUCAGAGGAGCAGGCCACUUCGCAGCCAGAGGGACAGGAGAAGAG
Messenger RNA from Trichechus manatus latirostris (Florida manatee), 2607 nucleotides. It is a transcript of the gene EXOC7, whose product is annotated as exocyst complex component 7. Gene Ontology annotation, molecular function: phosphatidylinositol-4,5-bisphosphate binding. The record is from RefSeq and is a predicted model, not a curated record. Lineage: Eukaryota; Metazoa; Chordata; Mammalia; Sirenia; Trichechidae. The transcript is spliced from 19 exons. Gene Ontology annotation, cellular component: exocyst. Gene Ontology annotation, biological process: exocytosis. The coding region runs from base 75 to 2147 and encodes 690 amino acids.